GCGGUGUUGUGGACGCCUGUUAUAAAAGCAGGAAGCGCAGCCGUUUCUUUACAUCGGAUCCUCGUAUUGCCACGUGCGCAGCUGCCAACCAGCGCGCUCCCAGAGAUGACCCUGCGGUUGCCCCCCCUGGAUUAACUCUCAUGUAACUGCUGCGCUUUGCCCCCCCUCUGACUACACUCGACCCAGCGUCAGCCUCCCGGCUCUCCGUUUCCUGCCCUGCGCUCAUGGGGCGUGUGGCUGCGGGCGCGUGCGGGCACUGAGCGGACCUCAGGUGGAUGUAUGCGCGCGGAGCCGCGCUCAACGGCUAAGGCACGUGCGUGGACAUUGGAGCUCCUGGAGGAUGCCGCGUUGGUGCGCCGUGGUCUUGCUGACGGCCGUGCUCUGCCGGGUCGAGGGUACCCAAGCAUCAAGGUCGGACAUCAUAAAGUCAGGAAGCCCCAAAUCAACACUAAAACAUAUAUGGACAGGAAAUGGUAAGGAGAUGUCCAUCAGCAGGCUGCUGUCACAGACUUUACAAGGCAAAGAAAACAGCACAGCCUUGGACCUUCGCUAUGAUACUCCGGAGCCCUAUUCUGAGCAAGACCUGUGGGAUUGGCUGAGGAACUCCACAGAUCUGCAGGAUUCACGGCCACGAACAAAACGGCGGCCCAUGGUUAAGACAGGAAAGUUCAAGAAGAUGUUUGGCUGGGGGGAUUUCCACUCCAACAUAAAAACAGUCAAACUCAAUCUCCUGAUCACUGGUAAAAUUGUGGAUCAUGGCAACGGCACCUUCAGCGUCUACUUCCGCCACAACUCUACGGGCCAUGGCAACGUAUCCGUUAGCUUGGUUCCACCAACAAAGAUUGUUGAGUUUGAUGUGGCAGCACAGCAGUCGGUCAUAGAUGCCAAGGACUCAAAGUCCUUCAACUGUCGCAUAGAGUAUGAGAAGGUAGAAAAAGGUGCAAAGAACACACUCUGCAACUUCGAUCCAUCCAAGACCUGCUACCAGGAGCAAACUCAGAGCCAUGUGUCCUGGCUUUGUUCCAAACCUUUCAAGGUUAUCUGCAUCUUCAUUUCCUUCUAUAGCACCGACUACAAGCUGGUGCAGAAAGUGUGUCCAGACUACAACUACCACAGUGACACUCCGUACUUCCCCUCAGGCUGAUGUUUCUGAAUACUCCAAAGUAUGUGAGUGCUUCAAAGACUGGGGCUUCUAUCCAUCCCAGGGAAGCGGGUGCAUUAGCGGUACCAACACGUUCCUCUAUUCUUUUUCCCCGGCUCUGUGUUCACAGUUCUGUAGAAAGAGCACUUACUUUUACUGUUACCAAACCUAGAAAAUAGCAAUGUGUGAUGCCUACAACUAACCUAAAACGAUUAACUGAAACUAUGAUUGCUAUCCUAUUGAACUUUGAUCCUCAUCACGACUUUCCCCGUCUUAGCAGUGCUUAGAUUGCAACAGAUGCAUAGUUCUGUUUGAAUUUGUGAAUUCUGUACCUUUUUGAGUUCUUUAAGCGGCUCAUCCCACUUGAAACACCAGACACUGUAAUAUUUCUUUCUUUCUAUGUGUUUAUGUUUUUAGCAGCUCCACCUUUCUGACCAAACCUUGAAUGGACAGACCCUCGUUCCUGUGAUCUUUAAGUUUUGCAGUUUCUCCUGAAAACAAAACUAAACUUUUAUUGAUCUUAACAAAAUCUGGUAACAGUUGACAAUGCCGAUUCACCUGUGUGCUUUUGGAAAUGAGCUGGUCCAACCUGCAGAGUGUGGAUUGAAGGGGCUAAACCCCCCUGUGUCUUUGGGGGGUUGUGCAUUGCACCUUCGUCACUCCCCAACCGUCACCAGUGUUUUCCUCAUAUAGCCAUGUUUUGAGUCUGAUGGGUGACUGGUUGGUUACUGACUGAACUUCUGACUAUUCAGUUGUCAGUGGUAGGUGGGGGUGUGGGGGGGUCUAUUCUCACCUAACAUGAAAUGUAAUGUAAGAAAUUCUACUUCUAGGAUCCUAAUUUGUAUGAAUGGUUUGUAUAUAUACAUAGUUUAUCUGGAUGAAGCUGCUUCUGUACAUGUCCCACAUGAGCUGUGCCCCCACAACCCUGCCACGCUUUUGUUCUCCCCCAUUUAUGCUCGUUCUUGAUUUCCUCAAAGAAACGAAACAAUAUUGCUGCCCUAGAUGUGAAGUUUGUGAAAACUAAAAUCCUGUACAGAAGUUUUAAAUAUGACGAAAAAUAUGAAAACUAUUCUCUGAAAAUGUCUUUUUGGGGUCAAAAGGGAAGAUUAGAGACACUAAUAAAUGAAAUCAGUAAAUUGUGUCAACCCAA
This is a messenger RNA of Oryzias latipes (Japanese medaka), 2291 nucleotides long. It is a transcript of the gene nxph1, whose product is annotated as neurexophilin 1. The record is from RefSeq and is a predicted model, not a curated record. Gene Ontology annotation, molecular function: signaling receptor binding. NCBI's taxonomy places the organism in Eukaryota, Metazoa, Chordata, Actinopteri, Beloniformes, Adrianichthyidae.